CCACGCCGCCGUCCCGAAACCGUACCCGUUGCUACCUUCCUUUUCCUCUUCCUCUCCGGACUCCGGAGUCCAGCCGUCAGUCCAAACCCCCCAAAAUUCCGAGCCAAUGCGGUCCUAAAGCCUCCUCCCCUCUCUCCUCCGCGGCCUCCAAACCCUAACCCCUCCGCCUCCCCUCUCUCGUCGCGUCACGCCGCCGCUUAUCGCCGUCGCCCCAUCUCGUCUCGACCCCGUCCCCAUUCCAAACCGAAGAUAGUUUCCAUUGCUUCAGUUGGGUAUGAGCAAAGCAGUAACAAUGGACGCCCAUCUCAGCUUUGAGGAUGGCUGGAGGGUCCUGGAACAGGGGAUCGUGACAUGCUCAAAGAUUUUGGGGGGUGAAACUCGUACAAGGCCUACUGUGGCUGAGUACAUGAAUUGCUAUGAUUGUGCUUAUCGAAUGGCUGUCCAGAAAACCCACUAUUGUGAAGAGAUGUACGUUGGUUACAAGAACAUUCUUGCAGAUUGUGUUCGUGCAAUGGUUUUACCCCAUCUAUCGGACAAGAGAGGUGGCCACUUUUUGGCACAGCUUGUGAAAAUGUGGUCAAACUAUUGCACCAUGGUCAAAUGUGUAUCUGGCUUCUUCAGCUAUUUGGACCGCUGCUUUAUUGAGCAAAGAAAACUGCCUUCUCUUGAAGACACUGCUGCUACUUCUUUUUUUGCUCCGGUUUUUAACUUCUUCAGUAAUGAAAUAACAGAUGCUCUACUGACUUCGAUUCGUCAAGAGCGUGAAGGAAGUAAGGUUGACAUGGACCUCUUGAGGGGCAUUAUGCGUGGCAUAUGUCGUUCUGAAGUGAAAACAGCAAUGCAAAAUACUGUUAUUGAAGAUACAUAUUCUUACUACUCCAGGAAAAGUUCUGAUUGGAUUGUGCUGUACCCUCUGCCAGAUUACCUUGCCAAGGUCCAGGAUACCAUGGAGAAGGAAAUUGAGAGGCUGAUGCACUAUCUGUGUAUUACUGAGAGAGAUAGCACAGAGCUCUGUUUGAAGGUUGUUAGUGCUCCAUUGAUGCAGACUUAUGACAACUAUGCAAGAGAGAAAAAUAUUGGUGGCGAACUUUUGAUUCAAACAUACAAGACUGUGGAGGAUGAUCUGCUGGCCAGAUGCAGUCGUUUGACAAUUGACAGUGGCUCAGAUAACAGUUCUGCCAGCUACAUGGGGUAGAAAGGAAGGGCACUUUAGCUAACAUUCAUCUAUAACCAAGCAUACAUACAGGAGUUUCAGAAUAUAGGCUACAUCUGAGGGAAAUUCUUUUGCAGCUCGUUUUUGGUACUAGUAACUUGUUGACCGGGAAUCUUGUUAGCAAGGUUCGGUUAGAGUAAACUCUAUAUACUGAAUCCGCAGGGGAUACCUCUCACUCUCUAGUGCAGUUAAAUGCCGUCUUUUACCCCUUAUGAUCAACUGCAUUUGAAAUGUAUAGAAUUGCAGAUUCUUUCAUGCAGCCUAUUUUGAUCUUGAUCUAGCUAAUAUUAGGCAAGAUAGCACCCACCCUCUUAGUGGCCAACAUUGUUGCAUGAUGCAUAUGUAUGGACAAGUGUGGGGGUUCGACAACACCAUGAAUGGUGCAUGGCCUGUGUGCCUUUGCGUACUUCUGAUGCUGUCUAUGGUUGAAGCUUGUUUACUUGUCUCGUCUAUGACUA
Brachypodium distachyon (stiff brome) is the source of this 1671-nucleotide messenger RNA. Its product is annotated as putative cullin-like protein 2. The transcript is spliced from 9 exons. The record is from RefSeq and is a predicted model, not a curated record. Gene Ontology annotation, biological process: ubiquitin-dependent protein catabolic process; protein ubiquitination. The coding region runs from base 275 to 1195 and encodes 306 amino acids. Lineage: Eukaryota; Viridiplantae; Streptophyta; Magnoliopsida; Poales; Poaceae. Gene Ontology annotation, molecular function: ubiquitin protein ligase binding. Gene Ontology annotation, cellular component: cullin-RING ubiquitin ligase complex.